GAUUUAAAAUACACGAGGUAGUAAAAGUUUGUCAAGUGUCUAAACAUCGUAAGACCGCGAAUAAAAAUGGAGUUCAAAAAAACUGAAUUAAUAUCAACAUUUCUUCUUAUUUUUCUAACGGGCGCACUUGCAUCUGAACAAGAAUACGUUGAAGGCAGAUUUUCUUAUGUUUGCUUAGAUGAUUCGGUAGUAGUUAAAUUUAGUCAAUACGGAGUAUUUAAAAUAAAUAUGUACACUGAUGCUGUAAGAGAAGAUCAAGAUAAGGACACAGAGUGCUCAAGACACUUUACACUACACGAACCAGCGGUGAAAGAAUUUAAUUUUAAAUCCUGUGCAUAUGGGUCCCGAUUGUUUCCUUUGAUUAUCCAAGAACAAAAUCCUGGGACAGUCCUUACACAUGACUUCACUGUCAAUUGUGUUGAGAAUUCUGGUUAUGGAAACUGAAAUUUAUUUAAACUUUUUUUGCUUAAUUAUUAUUAGUUCUUAAGCUAUAAUUAUAUUUAUUACUUAGAUAAUAAUUUUGAAAUUUCAAAAUAACAAAUUGUCAAUUUUUAAUUAUUAAAAAAGUUAUUUAUAUUUAUAUAUCAAUAAAAAAGUAUUACUAGAUAUUUUA
Messenger RNA from Microplitis demolitor, 613 nucleotides. RefSeq lists its product as hypothetical. Lineage: Eukaryota; Metazoa; Arthropoda; Insecta; Hymenoptera; Braconidae. The record is from RefSeq and is a predicted model, not a curated record. Bases 67 to 444 code for a protein of 125 amino acids. The transcript is spliced from 2 exons.